Messenger RNA from Torulaspora delbrueckii, 2280 nucleotides. RefSeq lists its product as uncharacterized. Bases 1 to 2280 code for a protein of 759 amino acids. The record is from RefSeq and is a predicted model, not a curated record. NCBI's taxonomy places the organism in Eukaryota, Fungi, Ascomycota, Saccharomycetes, Saccharomycetales, Saccharomycetaceae. The transcript has a single exon.
AUGUCCCUACCGUCCGCCUGUCUCCAAGUCCAUGAUAGAGCUCGCUCGAACGAAUUUGAUAGGUUGAAGUCGCGAGGCUCCAGCUCAUCUAUAUCGAUGGGCGAAGAAUUGACGACUUCAAGUAAUAAUAGUGAAUCUGGUACAGAUUAUCAACAUCAACAGCCGAUACGAAAUUCUGGCUUGAAAAUACCAGCUAAGCUUGAAGAAGAUCCCAAGGGUAACAAAUCAGAUGAACCGAAAUUCCUGGAUGAAGGAAAUGCUCUUUUCCAAUACAUAGAUCCACAACCAGCGAACCCGCCUAAAUAUGCAACUAUCAACCCUAAUAGGAGAAUACGGUUUCCGAUCUAUGAAUGCAUUGAGAGAUGCCCGCGAGAUGCAGUUCCUCCAAAAUAUUCGCCCGCAGUGGAUUCCUUUACCGUUAUUUCGAUGAAAGUAGAAUGGUUAUCGCCAUAUGAGGCUUCGCCAUCGAGACAAUGGAAAAACUAUAUUAUGGAGAUUAAUUCCACUCAGUUAAAUUUCUAUCGUAUCGAUGACUCAUUAACAGCAGGAAUCAAGAAUUAUUAUAAUGGUGAUCAAAAGGUGACUAGUAGUCACAGUCAUCAUUCCCAUUUAUUUUCUCUCUCAUCGAGAAGCACUUAUCAGUUCAACAAAGCUGACCAGGAACGAAUUAGCAUGAGUAUCAACAAGAACAGGAAGAAAUAUCUUACAAAUGAUAGAAUCGUCAAAACCUACUCGUUACAGUGUGCUAAACUGGGGAUUCCCACAGACUACACGAAGAAAACAUUUGUUCUACGAAUGCGUUGUGAAUCCGAGCAGUUUUUGCUCAACUUUUCACAUGUCGACGAUAUGAUCAUGUCGACCAUGUAUUUACAAAUGGGUAUUUGUGUGUCACUAGAUCUGGACCUCAGAGAGCUUCCCACUUAUCGAGUAGUGCCGCGUAGGAGAAGGCGUAGGAGAAGAAAAAACAGAGAUGGCUUCUUUUCCGAUAGCCAUAGCAGAUCCAACUCAAUUUCGCGGUUGCACAUCAAUGGGACACCUCCGCCGUCUGGGCAUGGACGAGUGAAGACCCCGAAGGAAGAGCAUUCAGCGGAAAAAAUGAAGACUACUAGAAGUCUGACCUCAUGCAUUUUGAACAUGCAUAGCAGAUCCCCAUCAGCUGGGCGCGAAUCUAAAACGCGCACUAGGUCCACUCCAUCAAGUAGGAAGGGCUCGGUGACAGAGGAGACUACCGGUUCUCCUGGUUUGAAGUCUAAGUUGAGAGGCCUUUUUAAGAACAGAAGAACUGUUUCAACACGACAAAUCACAUUGGAAAAAUUUCAGUCUCAAACUAGAGGUUUGAACAGUGUCUUGGAAGACGCCGAAGAAGAGGAUCCAGGUAUCGUUAGAACUAAAUCCCUGCCGGCAAAAGAACUUCCAAAUAACACCAUACUUCCAUCACCAGCUCUGAAUGCUGACCGUUCCAUUUCUAGGAAUUUACCACCAGAUAUGAAUUUAAUGAAGAGCCAUGCAUCGGCGUUUACCAAUGAUCAAAAGAAUAAUUUCUUACCAAUGACCCCAGAGGAGGAGUUGAUUUCACCGGGAAUGACUUCUCUCGAUUCGUAUCCUGUUCAAAGAUACAAUACUCAUACUCAGCGUGAAAUCGAUGAGUUUAGAGCAGUUGUGCGCGAGCAUGCAGAAGAUGCCCAUGUUGUCGAGAAUGAGAAUGAAACAAUGGGCUGCCUGGACAUGGGAGCCCUUGAAGCGGAUGAUGACGAUGACGAUGAAGAAGAGGAAGGAGAGGACGACGAUGAUGACGCAAGUGGUACUGGUCGGACAGGAUCUAGAUCUGAUCCUCCACGAUCAGUUUAUGCUGACGAGGGAAUCUUCCACGACAGUGACGACGAUUACGUUUACACCAUGGAGAGAAGGAUAGGUUACAGAAACCGCGCGUCUUCCACCACAAGUGCUUUGUCUAAUACUCCGUACGGCAGUGAUGAAGUGAAGUGGAAUCCACCCAUCAAGGAAAUGUCUCGCAGGCGUUACAUAAGAGACUCUCUCAGAUGUAUCAAACCGCUAUCCGAGGGACACAGAUGGAUUGGUAAAGUAGUAGUGCAUCCUACCAGGCCACCGCUCUUUGAAACAAACAACCCACCAAUAACUGUUGGAGUAACUCUGCCAGAUACAAGAUUAAGCAGAGGGAGAUACACUCCUUCACAAGACUAUUUUUACGGAGAAGUUGAAUACAAACAGACUAAGAAUCAUUAUCUCAAGGUGCUUAUUGCUGGACCUGCUGGUUUUUAA